Messenger RNA from Haplochromis burtoni (Burton's mouthbrooder), 2481 nucleotides. RefSeq names its product THAP domain-containing protein 5. The record is from RefSeq and is a predicted model, not a curated record. Lineage: Eukaryota; Metazoa; Chordata; Actinopteri; Cichliformes; Cichlidae. Bases 129 to 1106 code for a protein of 325 amino acids. Gene Ontology annotation, cellular component: nucleus. The transcript is spliced from 3 exons.
CCGUUACGAGGGCCACAAACCGGAUAUAAUCAUCUACGAGCUGGUUUGUGGGUUUUUUUUUUCUUUUUUUCUAAUUGUAUCCUCGAACGGGUCUCGCCGAUGUGUUUUCAUGUAGUCUGACUACAGAUAUGCCACGCUACUGCGCUGUGAGAGUUUGCAGAAACCGUGGGGGGACUGCAUCAAGACAAGACAACAAGAGAAUCAGCUUCUACCCGUUUCCUUUGCAAGACAAGUCCAGGCUUCAGAAAUGGGUGAGCAACAUGAAGAGGGAGCAGUGGACCCCUAGUAGACAUCAGUAUCUGUGCAGUGAGCACUUUACAGCGGACUGCUUCGAUAUUCGAUGGGGAAUCCGGUACCUGAAGAAUACAGCCAUCCCCACCAUUUUUCCUUCUAGUGAAGAUGACGAUGAGAAGAAAACGACAAACCUGAAAAGAAGCCUCAAGGCUAAAACCAACAUUUCACUCGGUGAUCCUGAGCUUGCAACAUUCGACUCUCCUGCCAGUAAAAAAAGGCCACUCAUUUUGAGCAAAACAGGCAGAAAGUCCCAGUCAGCAGUGAUAAACAAUAUGUCUGGGGAGCGCACAGAGAUGGUAUUUGAACCUGCAGUGUUGGACUCUCAUUUAGAACGUUCUGAGAUACAGACUGCUGCUUGUGAGAAACCACUUGAUGGUGAAACGGCAGCACAGUCUCCAAGCAGGGAACUCUGUUCUGAAGAGCAGGCCGAGUCCACUGUGACUGUAUUGUGCUGUGAGCCAGGUUCAUUUUCUGAUGCAGGGGCAAACAUGGAUGGAGAUGCAUUCCAGGCAGUGCUGGGUCAGGCUUUUAGCUUUGUCCCCAUGGAACUGGUCAAGGACAAAACCACAGGCUGUUUUUUAGCAGAGAGUGGACUCACUGAUGAAGAGAAGGUUUCUGUUUUUGAGCAUUCGUACUGCAGACCGGAUACUGACAAAGAUGAGCUCUGGAGGAAGAUCUUGAGUUUGCACGCAAAGAUCUUAGAACUGGAUCGCAGGGAGGAGAGCACGGUGGCUAAGAUCCGUGCCCUGGAGAACGAGGUAGCCCUCCUGAAGAGGGAUGGUGCUGUUUUUAAAGAGAAGCAGAAAGUUUAAAAGAGUGUAUAUCAUCUGUGCUGGUCUGAAUUUUUACAAGAUGGAACGAGAUGUUAAUAUAUUCUUACAGUUAAUUUGCUUUUGUAGAAAUGUUGCAAAUGCUUUCAUACAAACCUUACACAAAGCACACCAGAAGACGCUGCGCUUCAGUCAUAUGUCUGCUGGAUUCCUUAAUGCUGACCUGAAUUUAUGCGUACACACAUAAUAAAGUCAGACCAGCCUCAGACCAUGCAUAUCCUCAAAGGAUGAAGCCAUGGCUGUUUUAGACAAUUUAAACACAAUUUCUAACAAAAUAAUAUAGCAAAUACCUAAAAAAAAAAAGAAAUGACAAUAAUAACAAUGUAAUAUAUAUUCAUGUAUUCAUUUACAGUUUUAAAAAUGUAUAAAACUAUAACACAGAAAUAAGUGUAAUGCAUUCUAAUGAAGAAAACACAAAAUAUGUUUUACAUAACACAAAAAUGGGCAUACCUUAUCACACCUGUGAUCAUAUCCCAGCUUUAAGUGGUUAAAAUGGGGGACAGAUAACAAUAAUAAUACUAAUAAUAAUAAUAAUAAUAAUAGUAAAUAAGCAUGGCAUUGAUGUGCUUUCAUCAUUGGUCCAUUUAUUGCGUCUUUAACAUCAAACCUUUGUACUUCUGUCUGAACAGAAGCUUAUAUGAUGUGGGUUUUUUCUCCUCUUUUUUAACCAUUACGACUGCUGUGCAAACACAGAGUUCAUGUUCAGUAAGCUCACAGCUUUCUCCACCAUACACAUCACUGUCUCUCCACGCAUUCCUAUAUAGAGAAAUGUGGGGUGGAACAAUGUGGCACAUGCCUGUUGGGUUAUUAUCAGUAUAGUGAUGAGGAAAACUGGCUGGUGUCCAUGUUUGAUUGAAUGAAUGAAAGAAGGCCAUUGUGCCUCAUUUUAUCCAGCUCAGUGUUCUACAAAACGGUUCCCUGCUUCUGUUAUUACACACGUGUAUCAGAUCAUCUUUAAGGUUCCACCUGCUGGAGCUGGAUUACAGCUUCUCAGUGCUUUGUUACAGUGCAUAAUUAUUAUUAUUAUUAUUACGGGAUGCAGUGCAGAAGUUUUAGGAACCUAAGAUGUGGUAUCUGAACGGACGCAAAUUCUGCAACAUGACUGCAAUCCAGAGACAUAAAGAACAAGAGCCCUGCAGCAGAUGCAUCUGAGGUGCUGCAAAAGAGCUGGGGCAACUUCUCUGAGAUGCUUGGAACGGCCUUUCUGCUGAGAAGCUUGAAAAACUGUGAAAGUUUUCUUGUUCUUGCUGUUUCAAAGUUGGCCACGCCAAAAAUGCAUUACUGCACUUUAUAUAAGUUUACUAAAUAAAAACUAUUAUUUGUGAGAAUGUUUAGUGCCUAAGACUUGUGCACAGUA